This is a messenger RNA of Gossypium arboreum, 3271 nucleotides long. RefSeq names its product probable methyltransferase PMT21. Bases 1068 to 2879 code for a protein of 603 amino acids. Gene Ontology annotation, molecular function: methyltransferase activity. Lineage: Eukaryota; Viridiplantae; Streptophyta; Magnoliopsida; Malvales; Malvaceae. Gene Ontology annotation, cellular component: trans-Golgi network; cytoplasm; endosome. The record is from RefSeq and is a predicted model, not a curated record. The transcript has 8 exons.
CCAGGCAGAAAGGACGGGCCAGGAACCUCUUUCACCUUAUUUAAAAGCUUGAGCUUGUUCUGCGUUUGUUUGUGUUUACUUGUAUGUUUUUGCAGCUCAUUUUUCUCUUUUCUUAUCCUCCCAUUCGUUUUAAUACAAAUCCCUGUACCAUAAUCAUACAUACACCUCCCCUCUAUUUUCUUCUUCCUUUUUGUAACUCAGACAGUCACAGGCAACUUGUAAUUGUAGAGAAGUGAGAAAAGGUACACUCAAUUUCCAAAUACAAUCCUUCUUUUCUUUUUCUUGUUUUUCUUUACUGUAUAACUCUGGCAUUGCCUCAACAGAUCUGACCUCUUUUUUUCUUUCUUCCUCUCUCUCUCUAUCAAUUUCCUAUUCUCAGUUAAUCACUUGGGAAAGACUUGGUUUCUCCUUAUAUACAUCAAACUGUGGUUCUUCUCCAUUCUAAAUUACUAGUCCAGCGAAAUCUUUCCUUUGUUUUUGUUUUUUUUUAAUUUAUUCUUUUCCUGUUUUCUUGGUGUUUCUAAAUUUUGAAUAAAGAAAAAGUUCCCUACUUUGCUUCCAAGUUAGUGCAUAAAUGGCAUAUUGGCAUUUGGUACUGUGUGCUUUUUGCAUUUUUGUUCAUUGGUUAAUUGUUGAUGAUAAAUAAAAAACCAAAACAAAAAGAUCCGGUUGGCCUUCACUGACAUCGAUUUAACCUUUUCUUCCAUGUCAAGGAAAUGAUUACAAAGCAUGUCUGGGUUCCCUUUUUUUCCUUUCCAUGCUGUGGGUAGCAAGCCAAAUCUGUAGUUUCUCUGUUACCUUUUUGACUCAAGUGGGGGAGAGAGUGUGUGUAUCAAAUAUAGGAUGAAUGGGGACCGUGGUUAUAAUGCUAAGUUGGGUCCCUAUAUCAUGUGAAAGAUAUAAAGGCAAAGUAACCAUGCAGAGUAUUAUAUGUCGGUAGUAGUUGGCAUUAGAUCUCUCGAGUUUUACAGCUUUCAAGGUCUUGUCUUUAAGCUCCGGAUUGCUAGCAAGAUCUACAUUAAAUUUGAUUCCUGGUGUGGUGGUGGUAACUAAAUAGUUCUGAAACCAUGAAGCAUAAAGAUGGAAAAUACCAUUCACAACCUGAAAAACCUUUCAAGAUUGUCCCUGCAACAUUGCUUGUUAUCGUUCUAUGUGGGUUUUCUUUCUAUCUUGGUGGAAUCUUCUGUUCUGAGAAAAGUCGACUAGAGGGAAAGAGUGUGCAGGAUGUUUCCAAGACUGUUUCUUCUCCUAAGGAACCUGCAGUGGACCCCCUUCAAAUCAAAUCCAUGGCUUUCCCGGAAUGCAGCGCUGAUUUCCAGGAUUACACUCCAUGCACUGAUCCCAGGAGGUGGAGGAAGUAUGGUUCGCAUCGGCUUACUUUCUUGGAACGCCACUGUCCUCCGAUGUCGGAGAGGAAGCAAUGCUUGGUUCCACCUCCUGAUGGGUAUAAGCCACCUAUCAGAUGGCCAAAGAGCCGUGAUGAAUGUUGGUACAGGAAUGUGCCAUAUAACUGGAUCAAUAAGCAGAAAUCUAAUCAGAACUGGUUGAGGAAACAAGGAGAGAAAUUCCUGUUUCCUGGUGGUGGUACUAUGUUCCCUAGAGGUGUUGGUGCAUAUGUUGAUUUGAUGCAGGAUUUGAUCCCUGAAAUGAGAGAUGGCACGGUUCGAACUGCUAUUGAUACCGGUUGUGGGGUUGCAAGUUGGGGAGGCGAUCUAUUAGAUCGUGGGAUUUUGACAGUUUCUCUUGCGCCGAGAGAUAAUCAUGAAGCUCAGGUGCAGUUUGCAUUGGAACGAGGAAUACCUGCAAUUCUUGGUGUCAUUUCUACCCAGCGCCUUCCUUUCCCUUCAAAUUCGUUUGAUAUGGCUCAUUGCUCAAGAUGCCUUAUCCCAUGGACUGAAUUCGGUGGAAUAUAUCUCCUUGAAGUUCACCGCAUACUCCGUCCUGGUGGUUUUUGGGUCUUGUCCGGACCUCCUGUAAACUACGAAAACCGCUGGCGAGGAUGGAAUACAACUGUGGAAGAGCAGAAAUCUGAUUAUGAGAAGUUGGAGGGCUUGUUGACUUCGAUGUGCUUUAAAAUGUAUGCCAAGAAGGACGAUAUUGCUGUGUGGCAGAAAUCUUCAGAUGGUAGUUGCUACAAUAAGCUUGCUGAGCCAGAUGUCUACCCUGCCAAGUGUGAUGAUAGUCUUGAACCAGAUUCAGCAUGGUACACUCCACUCCGCCCGUGUGUUGUAGUCCCAAAGCCAGAACUUAAGAAGUCAGCUUUAGAGUCCCUGCCAAAGUGGCCAGAGAGGUUGCAAGUCGCACCUGAGCGCAUCUCAAAUGUUCCCGGUGGGAGUAGCAGUGCUUUAAAGCAUGAUGACGGCAAGUGGAAGGUCCGAGCCAAGCACUACAAAAAGUUACUCCCUGCACUUGGGACCAAUGAGAUAAGGAAUGUUAUGGACAUGAAUACAGUUUAUGGAGGUUUUGCUGCAGCUGUUAUUGAUGAUUCCCUGUGGACCAUGAAUGUGGUGUCUUCCUACGCUGCCAACACACUGCCUGUGGUCUACGAUCGGGGUCUUAUUGGAACUUUUCAUGAUUGGUGUGAAGCAUUUUCAACAUAUCCUCGAACAUAUGAUCUCCUUCACCUUGACGGCCUCUUCACAGCUGAGAGCCACAGGUGUGACAUGAAGUAUGUACUGUUGGAGAUGGACCGAAUCCUGCGACCCAAGGGUUAUGCAUUAAUACGGGAAUCAAGCUAUUUUAUUGAUGCAAUAGCCAGCAUUGCCAAGGGAUUGAAGUGGAGCUGCCAUAGAGAAGACACCGAAUAUGGUGUAGCCAAGGAGAAGUUAUUAGUUUGCCAGAAAAAGCUCUGGUAUUCCGCUAGCAGCAGUUCAAGAUGACAAUAUAUGUUUUGCCUGGUUAAGUUAAAAAGUACUAUAUAAUAUAAUAUUAUUGUUCUUCCAAGCGUAACGUUGGAGCUGAAAGAUGGAAGCUGCAUACGGAUACAAGCAUAUCCAUAGAAAUCAAAGAGCCUCUAGAUUCAUAUUCGUCCAUUGAAGGGUUAGCCUCCCCCCAAUAAUAGUUGAUUUUAUAGAUAUAUAUUCUUUGUAAGGCAUCUAUCUAUUCUAGACACAGAUUUUUAAUUUUUUUUUUCUUUAUUUUUUUUGUGGGCCUUAUUUUCUUUCUUCUAUAUGUUGUCAAUUUGGGAUGGCUGUGGAAAUAUUAUUAUUUUGUCACAUCCUUCCCAGUUGUGAUUUUACAAGUGUAAUGAAAACUAUUUCUGCUUUCCAAA